GAGACGGUGAAAAAUGCCCCGCAAGAAGAUUGUCUGGCCUAUUCCGGCGGACUCGACACCUCGGUGGCCGUGCCCUGGCUCAAGGAGAAUUACGACGCCGAGAUCAUCACCUGCACCAUCGACCUCGGCAUGGUGGACCUGGAAACCAUCCGCCAGCGGGCCUAUGCCGUCGGCGCCUCCGAGGCCGUUACCGUCGACGGACGCGAGACGCUGGUCAGCGAGUUCCUGUGGCCCGCGCUUCGGGCCGGCGCCAUCUACGAGGGUUGCCGAGGACACGGCGCCCAGGCCAUCGCCCACGGCUGCACCGGCAAGGGCAACGACCAGGUUCGCAUCGAAGUCGGCGUGGCCGCUCUCACCCAGGGCGUCGAGGUCAUCGCGCCCAUCCGCGAGUGGGGCAUGAACCGCGAGGACGAGGUGGAGUACGCUCGCGAGCGCAACCUGCCCAUCGCCCCGUCCAACAACAAGUACAGCACCGAUGAGAAUCUGUGGGGCCGCAGCGCCGAGGCCGGCGAGCUGGAAGACCCCUUGAACGAACCGCCCGAGGACGCCUACGAGUGGACGGCCAACCCCAACGCCGCCCCCGACGAGCCGGCCUACGUGGAAAUUCACUUCGACGAGGGGAUACCCACCGCCGUUGACGGCGAGAACAUGGCCGGCGUCGACCUGAUUACCCAUCUGAACCACCUGGCCGGAGCCCACGGCGUCGGUCGCAUCGACCACGUGGAAAACCGGCUGGUGGGCAUCAAAUCGCGUGAGGUGUACGAAUCGCCGGCCGCCGUCGCCCUGCACGCUGCCCACCGUGGCCUGGAGACCAUGACGCUGUCCCGUGAGCAGACCCGCUUCAAGGAGCGCGUUGCCCAGGAGUACGCCGAACUGGUGUACAACGGACUGUGGUUCACCGCCCACCGCCGCGACCUCGACGCCUACGUCGCAUCCACCCAGCGCCACGUCACCGGCGAGGUGCGCAUCCGGUUGCACAAGGGUACGUGCGUAGUCGCCGGCCGCCGCGCCGACCGCCCGCUGUACAACUACGGCCUCGCCACCUACGACCGCGCCGACGAGUUCGACCACACCGCCGCCAAGGGCUUCAUCGACAUCUACGGCCUGCCCGUCCGCACCCAGAACCGCCAGCAGGGGUAG
Geodia barretti is the source of this 1140-nucleotide messenger RNA. The record is from the annotation of a GenBank genome assembly. Lineage: Eukaryota; Metazoa; Porifera; Demospongiae; Tetractinellida; Geodiidae.